AUGUCUAAGAGAAAUCAAAACAAUGUUGUUGCGGCUACACAAAUGCAAGAUAGUCAGACAGGGAGAUUAAUUUGGACAGAUAAAAUGCUAGAGGAUUAUGUAGACAUAUGUGUUAGUGAGAUUUAUGCUGGGAAGGAAACUGGCCUUGGAUGGGAUUCGGUGAAGAAGACAAUUGACGCUACGGAUGAGUGGUGGGAAAAAAAGUUACAGGAAAUUCCAGAAGCGGCUAAGUUUCGGAAUGCAGGUUUGACUCAUAUUUCCAAGUUGGAUAUAAUGUUUAGGGGUAUAACUGCCACUGGUGAGGGAGCUUGGGCCCCAUCCUUUAGAUUGGGUUUUGAAGAUGUAGUAAGAUUUGAUCAGGAUAACGAUGUGAUGUUAGACGUAGAAGAGAUUGAUGACUCGGAUGAUGAACCUGGUGAUAUUCAUGCAGAUUUAGACACUCAGACGAAAGAAUCUAAACGGGCUACACCUACAAUCCAAGAUAGGAAAAGGAAAAGAGGAAUUCAAAUAUUUGAUCAACAUUUCACACGUCUUUGUGAUGUUCUUGAAAAGCGGGUUACAACAUCAUCCUCUGAUAAACCUGGCCGUAGCAUUGAUGAGGUUAUGGCUAUUGUACGAGAGUUAGCUGAGAUAGAAAAUGACUAUGAGUUUUUUAGGGGUGCAAGUGAGACAUGGAGAAUAAUGGUUACGAUACUGAAGAAUAUACAAGCGAUGCCGAUAAUGGUGAAAAAGAAGAAAAAGAGGAUGAUAUUGACUUUAUGA
Carya illinoinensis is the source of this 762-nucleotide messenger RNA. RefSeq lists its product as uncharacterized. The record is from RefSeq and is a predicted model, not a curated record. Bases 1 to 762 code for a protein of 253 amino acids. Lineage: Eukaryota; Viridiplantae; Streptophyta; Magnoliopsida; Fagales; Juglandaceae. The transcript is spliced from 4 exons.